AUGGCGGGCGAUGACGAAGGCGGACUGAAAUUGACCUAUCGCACAAUACCACGCGUGACCAAUGUACCGCCUCCCAUUGACGGGAAUCCCGCCAAUGGAUACAAUAGAUACAAUAGAUACCGUAAUGAAUUGAAUUCUGAAUACCACUCGGAUAAUCAAAUCUCCGAUAAGCACCUACUAAGCCAGAAGAGGCUAGCCCCGGAGAGGAAAGCCUCCACAGGAGCCCGCGAUCGGUCGCGCGCAAUUCCAUCACCCCAGUGUGUGUCUCCUCCUUGUCUAUCAUACUUCUCUGCCGGUUCUUUCUUGCUGCGUGGAGUCGGUUUCUGUCUUCUAAUCUGCAAGACUCCGGGUCAUGCUGUGACCCUACUGCAACCUGAGCGUUGCCAGUCGAUUCCUACCGACGAGACCACGAGCUCUAGCUGA
Molecule: messenger RNA, 423 nt
Organism: Penicillium roqueforti
Lineage: Eukaryota; Fungi; Ascomycota; Eurotiomycetes; Eurotiales; Aspergillaceae
Exons: 1
Coding region: 1-423 (140 amino acids)
Source: RefSeq, a predicted model, not a curated record